This is a messenger RNA of Leucoraja erinaceus (little skate), 2821 nucleotides long. Its product is annotated as zinc finger protein 501-like. The record is from RefSeq and is a predicted model, not a curated record. Bases 640 to 1950 code for a protein of 436 amino acids. Gene Ontology annotation, biological process: regulation of transcription by RNA polymerase II. NCBI's taxonomy places the organism in Eukaryota, Metazoa, Chordata, Chondrichthyes, Rajiformes, Rajidae. Gene Ontology annotation, molecular function: DNA-binding transcription factor activity; RNA polymerase II cis-regulatory region sequence-specific DNA binding. The transcript has a single exon.
GUGAAUGUGUGGAGCCGAGGGAUCUAGGAGUGCAAGUACGAGUUGGGCCGAAGGGCCUCUUUCCAACGCUGUAUCACUAUCUAUGACAAAGUGCUGGAGUAACUCAGCGGGUGUGGCAACAUCUGUGGAGAAGAUAGACACAAAGUGCUGGAGUAACUCAGCGGGUCAGGCAACAUCUGUGGAGAAGAUAGACACAAAGUGCUGGAGUAACUCAGCGGGUCAGGCAGCAUCUGUGGAGAGAAGGAAUGCAUGAUAUUUUAGGUCAAGACCCUUCUUUGGUUUAAUUUAGAUUAGAGAUGCAGUGCGGAAACAGGUCUUUCGGUCGGCCGAGUCGCGUAGUCAGGAUCGAUACCGGGUCUCUGGCGAUGAGGCAGCAACUGUACCACUGCGCCACUGUGCCGCUCAGAACUAUAUAACGGUUUCCUCUUCCAUAAACGCACCCAAUAUGUGCUAGUAAUGUCCUGUUUGCCAGCUUGUUGACCCUCUGUGUUCCCCUCCUGCAGGGUUUAGGAGCCGUUGCUGUGGACGGAGAGAGACGGGAUGCUCCGGGGACUGACCAUUGAGGGCGGUCAGGGAGCCGAUGAGCCCCCCCAUCAGUCUGCUCAGUGUGUGGGCUGAGCUUCGAGGGGGUGAGCAUAGAUGGAGGACGACGUGAUGGGGCACAACAAGGAGAAGCGUUAUGAGUGUGACGUGUGUGGCAAGGCCUGGCAGAAGCCGUGCCUGCUGGAGAUCCAUCGGCGGGUACACACUGGAGAACGCCCCUUCGACUGCGUGGAGUGUGGGAAGAGCUUCACCCGCUCCAGCAACCUGCUGCAGCACAACCGCCUGCACUCCGGCGAGAGGCCCUUCACCUGCUCCGACUGUGGCAAGAGUUUCAAGACGGAGAAUCACCUGAAGGUGCACCAGUGGGUGCACACGAGCAAGGAGCCCUAUUGCUGCUCCACCUGCGGCAAGAGCUUUACCCGGGUGUAUGGGCUGCGGGAUCACCAGCGAGUGCACAGCGAUGAGCGGCCGUUCACCUGCUCCGACUGCGGAAAAGGCUUCAAGUCGUCGCCGGACCUGAAGCAGCACAGGCGCAUGCACACUGGGGAGCGGCCCUACACUUGCAAUGACUGCGGCAAGGGCUUCACCCAGUUCAGAAACCUGCGGGUGCAUCAACGCACCCACACCGGCGAGCGUCCCUACACCUGCACCCACUGUGGUAAGGGCUUCACCCACUCCACCAGCCUGCUGACCCACCAGCGCAUCCACACCGGGGAGCUGCCCUAUACCUGCAGCGACUGCGGCAAGGGCUACACCCGCUCCGACAGCCUGCAGUACCACCAGCGCACCCACACCGGCGAGCGUCCCUACACCUGCGCCCAGUGCGGCAAGUGCUUCACUAAGUCUAGUCACCUGCUGAUGCACCAGCGCACCCACACCGGCGAGCGCCCCUACACCUGCGGCCAGUGCGGCAAGGGCUUCACCCGUUCCUCGCAUCUGCUGAACCACCAGCGCACCCACACCGGCGAGCGCCCCUACAUAUGUACCCAGUGCGGCAAGGGCUUCACCCAGUCCUGUCACCUGCUGGUGCACCAGCGCACCCACACUGGCGAGCGCCCCUUCACCUGCGCCCAGUGUGGCAAGGGCUUCACCCAAUCCUAUCAGCUGCUGAUGCACCAGCGCAUCCAUGCCGGCGAGCGCCCCUACACCUGCGCCCAGUGUGGCAAGGGCUUCAUCUGCUCCACCCAGCUGCUGUCCCACCAGCGGGUGCAUGCCGGCGACCGACCCGUCCCCAGCCCGGUGUGUGGAGAACGCUUUUCCAUGGCCUCCCACACGCUGUCACAUCACCGCGUUCACACUAGUGGCCAGUCCUACGACUGCCCGUACUGUGGUGAGGCGUUUGAGAGCUCGCGGGGGUUGCGGCAGCACCGGCGGGCCCACGACGGCGAGGAGCUGCUCCCACUAUGACAAGAGCAAGGGAGCUGCGGGAACAUCAGCGAAUACACACCGGAGAGAGACCCUUUGUGUGCGCUGAGUGUGGCAAGGGUUACACCCGCAUGUCCAGCGUGUGGCAGCACUGGCGUACCCACAGGGGUGAGCGUCCCUUCCCCUGCCCGUCCUGUGGUAAGUGCUUCACCCGCCUUGACCACCUGCUGGAGCACCAGCGAGUUCACUCCGGCCAGCGCCCCUUCACCUGCCCGCUCUGUGGCAAGGCCUUUGCCCGCUCCUGCAGCCUGCUGGCACACCGCCACGUGGAUAGAUAGGCGCUGUUUAGGUAAACACAAAAUGCUGGAAGGAAUGGGUAACAUUUCUGGACGAGAUCCUCCUCAGUCUCGACCCGAAAUGUCACCCAGUCCUUCUGGCUAGAGAUGAUGCCUGUCCCACUGAGUUACUCCAGCAUUUUGUGUCCUUUUUUGUAAACCAGCAUCUGCAGUUCCUUGUUUUUAAACCAUUCUGGUUAACUAUGCAAUAUUCCAAAUGCUACUUGAACAAUGUCCCUUAAAGCUGCACGUAUACAUUCCUCUCUCCUUAUCUCACAUCCUUUUAUCUCCUUAUUUUCCCUCGCCUCCGUCACUUACUUCACUUUCCAAAAUAGUAGCAAAAUAUGCUGUAUAUCUUUGUUCAUUAGAGUGAUGGCCCAGGAGGGUUAAGUGUGUGUUGCAUACUUGACUUUGUAUCCCCUGCCACUCUCACCGGCUAAAUGAUCAGUAAAGUUUGUGUUGGUUGAUCUAACUUAUUGUGAGUUGUCUGUUUUAAGAAAUGUGCCUUAACAGUUCUGGACUCCCCAACAUGGGGAACAUUUUUCCUGCAUCCACCCUGUCCAAACCCUCACUAAUUU